AUAAAACACUGUGAUGUCAGCUAAUAUUGGCAAUGCCAUUGUAGAUGUGACGGAAUGAAAUCUCAUCUCGUGUAUCUUUUUAUUCCCUCCAGACACUCUGCCAUCGGAAAUGGACAGGGACUUUUGGAAGAAGCUGUUGUCGUAUACAAAAGCGAACGUGACUCUGGAUCCAGCCACGGCCCAUCCCAUCCUCGUCGUGUCUGAGGAUGGGAAAAGCGUGAGACGCGCAGACGCGUUGCAGGACCUGCCUGACAUGCCGGAGAGAUUCGACGCACGUCACUGCGUGCUGGGCUCCGAGGGGUUCACCUCGGGACGACAUUACUGGGAGGUGGAGGUGGGGAAUGGAAAGUACUGGGCUGUGGGGGUGGCCAGAGAGUCGGUGAGGAGGAAGGGACGGAUCAGCCCUAGCCCCGAGGAGGGGAUCUGGGCUAUGGGGAUACACGGGAGUAAGGCGCAUUGUAAGGUGUACGAUACUCUCUCCUCCCCUGCCACCCGUUUGAUCUCGUGGGAUACCAUAAAGAGGAUCGGGGUUUCUCUAGAUUACGAAGCGGGGGAGGUGACAUUUUUGGAUGCUGAUUGGAAGUCCCUGUUGUUCUCCCUCCCUCCAGCCUCUUUCAAUGGGGAGAGGAUCCUCCCUUACUUCUGGGUGCAGGGAUCCCCGCUCAGACUCUGUUCUUGAGACAAGGGGGUGGGGGGACGGGGAGUGUCCCCCUGGGAAUGAGAAAACGGGCUUCUCUCGCCCCCAACAUCCCAACCCCUGUGUCCCCAGAGGGCUCCCAUCUCUCCGAGCCCCUGGACCGCUCCUCUCCCCGAAGCACUGAUGUCUCAGCGCGCCCAUAAAGAGCCGGCUGGGACCUGGCCAGAGAAUCUCACUGCAGCGGGUCUCCCGGCCUGUUUCUCACGGCGCUCGGUGGCUCUGGAGGCUGCCCAGGCUGGGAACCAGCCCCCCAGUAGCUCCAGCGCCCCCCAGGAGCAGUCACACCCGGCACGGGGCCCCCUUAAUUCUUUGGGCCACGGAGCCCCUGGCUGGGGGACUCCUGCGGGGGAGGAGUUUGGGGGUUGGAGGCGGAGUUUUGUCGGGGGCUGCCGGAGGGGCAGCUGCUGGGUUUCUGGGAUGGGGUUUUCCGAGGCGCUGAAGGGAAUUAGGUCCCCAAAUCCCCUUGUAAUUCCCUCCGUCGGGUCCCUCCCCGCGGCUCUGUUGGGAAUCGCAGCUGUGCAGCGUGAGCUCUUCUCCAUGUUCAGCGCAAUCUGGAUAAAGAUCGCUCCGUACGA
This is a messenger RNA of Terrapene triunguis (Three-toed box turtle), 1272 nucleotides long. RefSeq names its product thaicobrin-like. The record is from RefSeq and is a predicted model, not a curated record. The transcript has 2 exons. Gene Ontology annotation, molecular function: protein binding. Bases 110 to 679 code for a protein of 189 amino acids. Lineage: Eukaryota; Metazoa; Chordata; Testudines; Emydidae.